UAUAGCGCACAUAUAGGAGAUGAAUCUGGAGGAAGGGGGUUACUGGCGGACAAGCUGCGUUGGCUCUGCAUUAUCAGCCACACUCGACUGAUCUCUGGACCCUCAGAUUGAGCAACACAACAAGAGACAGGCAGCUUCAAAAUCAGUCAGAAACAAAGGCAGGACAGAGGAAAGACGUGACUCAAAGAAAAGGCAAAGGAAAACUAAGAAGAAAGAGCAACAACAGGCUGAGUUGUGACAGAGCGACAAGGGAAAACAGCUGCUGUAAAAUAGAGUUAACCAUUGACAGAGCUUGGUGAGGUAUAAUGGCUGAGGGAACUUUUUAUUUAAGGUUUUGGGGAGGACUAUGAAAGAUCUGAGAGGAGAGUGGGGGGGUCAGACGCAGGGGUCCGGCAGGGAUAAUUGUGGUGACAGCCAGUGCAAGGGGACAAGGACUCAUGUGAGACACAGAGGAAUUAAAAUAUAGGGACAAAGACAAGGAACAGAGAGGGACUGGCAGACCCAAAAACUGGACUUCAGUAUGGGUGUGAAGAGCAAGGCUGCUGCUGCUAUCUUAGUCCUGCUGCUGUUCCUCGGCUCCCUGUGGCUGCAGGGAGGUUUGGAUUACCACUGGGAUUCUUGUUUAAAAGGUUAUAAUCAGGUUAAUACGCUUCACCAGCUGUACAACAGCAGUGGGGCUGAUGGGGCUGAGGGCCCACAGGUCAGGGAGGGAUGCCCUGGUCAGACCUUCCAGGUGUCACUGCUGCUCUCCCACCUGCUGGCUGCAUCGGCCGAAACCUCAGACGUGCUGCUACAGCCAUAUCUGGCCAGCUGGGACGAGCUCGUGAAGUUUAUGGAAGCUCUGGGUCCAAUGGUGGGACUGAUAUCUAAAGAGAUAGAAAGCAAGACCUCUAUAAUCCGUCAACUUGCCUUGUUAGCAGAUGGGAACCCUGAAGCAGAAUUGGGCCCAGAAAUAAACUCAAUAAACAGUAUGAGCACAGAGGCUGGGACCAAGAAUGAUGAGGAGGCCUCACAGUAUAAUGCUGCUUACCACUCUGUGCGCUCCAUGAUCUUGGUAGAGCUGAAGCGAGGUGUGGUGGACUUCCAGCACCAGACGGAUUCUGGAUGCCGGACUCUCUUGCGUCUGCAUCGUGCUCUGCUCUGGCUGAAGCUCUUCCUGGAGAAGCUGGGUGAGACACCGGUGGCCGGCCGGCUCAGAAGCCCCUCAGAGCUGUGUCGUGAGGCCUACCAGAGCACCCUCGCAAACCACCACACUUGGUUCGUGCGCAGGGCCGCCGAGCUGGCCUUCAUCGCAAUGCCAGAGCGGGGUUUCUUCUACAGGCUGGUGUGUGUGCAGAGCCAGGAGGAGCUGAGCACAUUGCUGAAAACAGUGGUUCAGUCCAUUGGAGAGGUUUAUGACAGGACACAGAAAGCCCUGGAUGAAAAUGGCAUGCUGGACUUGCCAUAGACAAGAGGACUAUCAGACUUUACCACAUUUGCACAGUCCUCUUGAGCUUAAAUGCUCAGCCAAACCUCUCAAAGAAACAUGAGUGGACUUUUUCACCUAAAAUUCACACGUGCCAUAUUUUCCCUCUCAACCAAAGUGCUGCGAGAACAAUCAACCAAUACUGAAAGUUAGUUUGCUUUCAGUCUGUGGACAUUCCUUAUCAGAUUCUAUGAUCAUGAUUAUGAUUUUAUGAUCAUGUCUCGACUCAGAUGCAUUUUUACGGCUGCUGAUAAUUCAUUGAGGCUGACUAAACCAAGACUGUGAAUUCUGUAAGCAGGUGCACACAAUGACAUGAACACCACACACCUAUAGCAAUCCAUUGCAACACCCCUGCAAUAAAUACAGCAUUUAUUAAGCUUAUUAUAUUCCUGAGACUGGGUCAACAGGAAGGGUGACGUAAUGGAUUGUAUUGGAUUGUGCAGUUCAUGUUUUUGUUGCCCGCCUGGAUGUGAUUCUUUUUUUUUUUUUUUUUUUUUUUAACAUUUAAAACUAUUGAAGAUGACCUCUGUUUUUAAUUAUGCUUGUUGAUUUAGUAUGCUACCUCAAACAUGUCUAGGUCUAGAUGCCUUGUAGCCCUUAAAUCUGGGACCAAUCUAUCCUGAUUAAAGAGGAAUUACACACAAAUAAAUCAACAUGUGCUGAACAAAGGACACUGUGGUCUGAGUGUGGAGACUAAAUAUCUCAGUUUUAUAUUGUAAUUUUUUGUAUAAUGUUCAGAAUGAUUAAAUAUCUUUUAAAAAUGGAGAAGAA
Molecule: messenger RNA, 2236 nt
Organism: Centropristis striata (black sea bass)
Lineage: Eukaryota; Metazoa; Chordata; Actinopteri; Perciformes; Serranidae
Gene: gltpd2b
Product: glycolipid transfer protein domain containing 2b
Exons: 4
Coding region: 521-1447 (308 amino acids)
Biological process (GO): intermembrane lipid transfer; ceramide transport
Cellular component (GO): membrane; cytoplasm; cytosol
Molecular function (GO): ceramide 1-phosphate transfer activity; ceramide 1-phosphate binding
Source: RefSeq, a predicted model, not a curated record